Molecule: messenger RNA, 978 nt
Organism: Numida meleagris (helmeted guineafowl)
Lineage: Eukaryota; Metazoa; Chordata; Aves; Galliformes; Numididae
Gene: CDKN3
Product: cyclin dependent kinase inhibitor 3
Exons: 7
Coding region: 97-738 (213 amino acids)
Biological process (GO): dephosphorylation
Cellular component (GO): nucleus
Molecular function (GO): protein tyrosine phosphatase activity
Source: RefSeq, a predicted model, not a curated record
CCCCCCCCCACCCCCCCGACCUCGGCCCUAGGUGAGGGUAGGGCAGCCCCCUGGCGCUGAGAGUUCCUCGCUCUUCUCCAGCCGCAGCCGCGCGUCAUGCACGUAGCCUGCUUUGACUCGUCGGAGGAAGAGGCCGCUGAGGAGGAGGAGGAGGAGGAGGAGGAGGGGCCGGCGCCGCUGGCGCUGUCCUGGCUUCCUCUGUCUCCUGCCUGCUCCUCCGCGUUCCUGGGCGUGUGUUCCCUUCCAGGUUGCAGGUUUAAGGACAUUAGAAGGAAUCUUCAGAAAGAUAUCGAUGAACUAAGGAGCUAUGGGACGCAGGAUGUGUUUGUGCUUUGUACCAAAAGAGAGCUCUUAAAAUACCGAGUACCAAACCUUAUAGACGCCUACCAGGAGCGUGGCAUCUGUGUGCACCACUAUCCUAUUCCAGAUGGAGACGCUCCUGACAUCGCCACGUGCUGCAGAAUUCUGGAAGAGCUCAGAAGCUGCCUGGAAAGCAACCAGAACACAAUCAUACACUGUUACGGUGGCCUCGGACGCUCAUGUCUCAUAGCUGCAUGCCUCCUGCUUCGGCUUUCGGAUGUACUGACACCUCAGCAAGCAAUAGACAGCCUCAGAGACUUAAGAGGAUCUGGGGCAAUACAGACAAUCAAGCAAUACAAUUAUAUCCAUGAGUUUCGAGAGAACGUAGCUGCACAUCUGGCAGCCCAGGAUGCAGUACUGAGAUCGGUAUCACGGUGAACUCCUGCUGGCGUGGCACGUCUUUGUCUCCCUGGCUGUGGCAGACACCUGGACAAGGCAGCUCAUCCUGACCUCGAUAACUGCUCGUUGCUGCUGCCCCAGUGACAGUGCUGCUCGCUUUCAGAUGUGCGUGUAAAAUGUUGGGGCUGGGGGGCAGAAAUCUUACGGGACGUAGAGCGUCUUCAUCUGUUUAGCAAUCUUCAGCACUUAAAAAUGCAUGGAAUUUUGUUGUGUUCGUUA